CUUACGUAGUGAUUAUGCUAAGUACUUGCUAUCGAGAAGAAUGGGCAACCGACCAGCAAAGCAUGCCGCGUCUGCGGUCUCUCCCCCUUCAGAAGAGCAAAGAGAAUCAGAGCCCGCACCAAAACCACCACCCGACCCGCUUGAUGAGCAAUACCGACGUGAUAGAGAGCGCCUUGACAGACACUUUGACCCAUACUUGCAAGAGGGCUUCAACAUCUACCGGGUCAAUCCCCGCCGGCAAGAGGCUUACGAUCGGUGUGCGCCCGAGGUGGUCAAGUUCCUCAAAUGCGUGGACACGGAGGGGCCAGCAUGGUUCUGGCGGUGCAAUGCACUGCACAUAGAGCUUCAGCAGUGCUACAACGCGGCGAAGCCUGACACCACCUCGCUCUUAACACACGCGGUGCGGGACUUCAAGGAGACAGCCAGCGAGCGGUGGGAGCAGGCCAAGUCGCUGUACAAUGACAUCCUCGGGGGAGGGGAAAAACGGGACUGAAGGAGGGAAUGGGGCAUGUGUGCGUGGGGCCGGCUACCUUGCACCGCACGGCGGGGGCACUGCCAGGGCACGGGGUAGCGCAUGAUGUUAGGACAGGAGCAAAAUAGGAUUGCGGACAUGUACCAUAGUAUAGCCACUGUGGAGUGAUUGUCUGGGGUGUCUUGACGCAGGAUGUAGCGCGCAGGUCACCUCACAGCGGCGUGUCAUCCAGGUGUUGUGGGCAGCUAGGCGGUAGGUUGGGAUGCAUGUAUGAGGGCCGCAGGCGCACACCUGCCGGCGACAGUAGGGCACGUGCUGAACGAAGCACUUAAUAAGGAUGGCGUAGCAUGUCGUAGUUCGCGCUUUGACCUCUCUUGGGAGAGUGUGUAUAUGCCAGUACAUUCGUGUGCCAUGCAAGCUGAUAACGAACGUGUACAAUGCCGCACUGAGAGAAAUUGCCGUGGGGACUGGCUUUCAGGCGUGUUGCAUCCAUGCGCAUGGUACAUCUGGUUCAGACAAGCAGUGCUCGCUCUCGGAACGAACGUUGCGGCAUGAGCUUAGGUGGAUGGGCGUGUGGUGGCUCUCCCCUCACGUGUUUUGGAGUUGGCGACGUGGGGCGUGGCGACCCCAUGACGUGGCGUGGUGGUCAUGGUGAGGGGGGCCAUGGGGUCUGCACACUCGCUACUCCCGGAGACUUAAUCCCGAAUAUACGGCUGUUCUAGCCAAAAUGACUGUUUGCGUGUGCGGCCGAAGCGGUGGUGGAGCCACGAAAGGCCAGUCCUGCGGGCACGAUUGUCGCUGUCGAGCCGUGACCGGUGAGCCGGGCGAGUCAUGCAUGAGGCACAUGCUGGACAGGUGCAAGGGACGUAGACAGGAUUGGGCAGGCCAUAAGUAGAGCUGGUGAUGGGGAUAGCCAUGCCACUGCCCGGCGCAGUCGCGCUUGAUGCCUUAGGGUUUGGUGCACGGUCCGGGAGGCUGGACGUUUGCCUGUGUGUGUGUGUGUGUGUGUGUGUGUGUAUGUGUGUGUGUGUAUAUGUGUGUGUGUGUGUGUGUUAAAGAGCACAAGGAAAACAUAGCGCAAAGACUGUGUGUGUGUGUGUGUGUGUGUGUGUGUGUGUGUGUGUGUGUGUGUGUGUCUGUGUGUCGCUGGUUGUAACACGGGCAUAGGUGCCAGAGCAACUUGACAGGUCUGAUGGCUUGCCCGCGUGUAAGGCAGCAAUACU
Chlamydomonas reinhardtii is the source of this 1695-nucleotide messenger RNA. RefSeq lists its product as uncharacterized. The record is from RefSeq and is a predicted model, not a curated record. NCBI's taxonomy places the organism in Eukaryota, Viridiplantae, Chlorophyta, Chlorophyceae, Chlamydomonadales, Chlamydomonadaceae. The transcript has a single exon. Bases 41 to 493 code for a protein of 150 amino acids.